Molecule: messenger RNA, 1359 nt
Organism: Thelazia callipaeda (thelaziosis nematode)
Lineage: Eukaryota; Metazoa; Nematoda; Chromadorea; Rhabditida; Thelaziidae
Source: the annotation of a GenBank genome assembly
AUGAGGCAAGAAUAUUUUUUGUGUCGUUGCAAAACUGGUUCCAAAAUAUGCAGUACUUUAUUGUCGACUUCGCCAGUUCCAAAAUUAGAUGCGGAAGUCAUCAUAAUAGGAAACGGACCUGCCGGUUUAUCAUUAUCAGCAUUUCUUUCGGGUUGGUUACCAUUCUACUCACCUGAUGAUAGUCCUCAUCCCAAUGAAUUUAUCCAUGAUAAACUUUCGGAACACAACGAAAAUUCGUUAUUUGACCAGGAUUUUUCAUGGCUGGACAAUAGUAUAAAUAUUAUGAAUAGUGGAGCAAGACCAUUUUCGUUGCUGUUUGAUAAUCUUAUGCGUCCUAGUGUAGACAAUAUUAAUUUUCGCAGUUCAGUGCUUACUUGGAUUUACAAUCCAAGUCGUGCUAUUUCUCAUUUAGUUAUUGCAGAAACACCACUUGGUGGGUCUUGGAAUCACUACGACGAUAAUAUGAUAUCCGUGAGUGUAGAUAAUCUUCUCGAUUUGCCAGCUUUUCGUAUCGCUGAUUGGCGCGAUGGAUCUGAUCUUAACCGUCGCUUACCAGCAUCUGUUUAUCGCAAAUAUCUUUCCGAUUAUGCGGAAGUAAUGCUCAUUAAUAAACAAUUCACUGUUGGCUUCAGAGUGGAACAGAUAAAGGUAAAAUGUUGUACAAGUAACUGCAAAGAGCAAUACUGGGAAGUUCUUGGUACAAAAAAUAAUAAACUUGUCUUAUUAAAAUGCAAGAAAGUCGUGUUAGCUUGUGGAAAAAAUCGAGAUAGAUUACUUGGUGUGAAAGGAGAAUUAGAAGGAAAUCGCAUUGUUUAUAAUCUUCGGGAUUUAAAACAAAUGCUUGCCUCAUCAGCUACAUUCUUUCCUUUAAAAAGGAAAGUUAUUGUUGUUGGAGAUGGAAUCAGUGCUGCAGAUUCGGUAUUACAUUGUCUUAAUUCAAAUAUUUCUGUUCUUCACGUGAUUCGUCGGGUAGAUGAGCAGUUACAGUUUACAAAGCUGUCACGUCUUAACGUAUCCAUAUAUCCGGAAUAUGCUAGAGUUUUCAAUUUAAUGACGGGACGUUGCAGAGAUUCUCUUUAUACGAAAAUUACAUGCGCCACUGUUGAAUCGGUGAAUGAAGGUUCAGUUCUAAUUAAAACUGCUCAGGGAACUUCAACGGAACAUUUUGAGAUUUUAUGCAUAUGCAUCGGGAAAGAAUCAGAUUUAAGUAUGUUAGCAGAUAAAUACACAUUUCAAGAUUAUUAUUGCAAUGAAGAUUCAUCAUUGUUUUGCAUCGGGUCGCUUGCAGAAGAUCACUUUGUGCGUUAUCUAAUAGGAGGUGCAAUGGAGGUUGCUCGGUCUUUGAUGUAUUCUUGCUGA